This is a messenger RNA of Scheffersomyces amazonensis, 4065 nucleotides long. It is a transcript of the gene RAD50, whose product is annotated as MRX complex DNA-binding subunit. The record is from RefSeq and is a predicted model, not a curated record. The transcript has a single exon. Bases 18 to 3935 code for a protein of 1305 amino acids. Gene Ontology annotation, biological process: telomere maintenance via telomerase; chromosome organization involved in meiotic cell cycle; double-strand break repair. Gene Ontology annotation, molecular function: ATP hydrolysis activity; double-stranded telomeric DNA binding; G-quadruplex DNA binding. Lineage: Eukaryota; Fungi; Ascomycota; Pichiomycetes; Serinales; Debaryomycetaceae. Gene Ontology annotation, cellular component: condensed nuclear chromosome; Mre11 complex; nucleus.
CUUCAAUUACUUUAUAAAUGUCUAGUCUCUAUAAAUUAUCCAUAAAGGGUAUAAGGUCAUUUGAGCCUGAACAUGAAGAGACUAUUCAAUUUGGAUUUCCCUUAACAUUAAUAUGGGGUCAAAAUGGGUGCGGAAAAACGACUAUAAUAGAAUGUUUAAAGUAUGCUACAACCGGUGAUUUACCACCUAAUUCAAAAGGAGGAGCAUUUGUUAAUGAUCCAAGUUUAUCCGGUAGAUCUGUUGUAUCAGGACAAAUUAAAUUAGCCUUUAGAAAUGCCAAUGGUAAAUCAAUGAUUACUACUAGAACUGUUCAAUUAACUAGAAAACAUACAAGAGGUAUAACCACCAAUACUUUUAAAACUUUAGAAGGUCAAUUAGCCACAAUUGAUGGAGGUAAUAAAAUUAGUAUUUCAACAAAAAAUGCUGAAUUAGAUACUCAAACUCCAAUUUAUCUUGCUGCUUCAAAAGCAAUUUUAGAUUAUGUUAUAUUUUGUCAUCAAGAUGAAAUGUUAUGGCCCUUAAGUGAAGCUUCAGUAUUAAAGAAAAGGUUUGAUGAAAUAUUCGAAGCUUCAAAAUUUACUAAAGUAUUAGAUAGUUUGAAAACAAUAAAAAAGGAUAUGACUACCGAUAUAAAAUUGAUUGAACAAAGUGUCAAACAUCUUAAACUUGAUAAAGAUCGAGCUAAAAAGGUUCAUGAUAGAUUACAACAAAUGAAUGAUUCUGUAGAUCAAUUCUCAGAAGAAAUUAGUAAUCUAAAUAUUCAAAUUGAACAGAAGGAAAAGGAAGCUGAAGAACUUUUUGCAUCCAAUCAACAAUUUCAAAAAACUCUUAGUGAUUAUGAAACUUUAAAAAUUAAACAAGUAACCUUACAAGAACUGAUUGAAAGAAUGAAAAAUUCAAUUGAAGUAUUAAAUGAUCCUUAUGAAGAUCUUAUAAAUAAACAAACUAAUUUUAAUAAAAUAACUAAGGAAAAGCAAGAUGAUGUGGUAAGGUUGCAAAAAAUUCAAUCAAACUUAAAUAAUAAAUUAGAAAGUAAAACCAAUACUUAUAAUCAAUUGAUUAGAUUAGAAGGAUCUUUAAAAUCAAAGGAAUCUGACUAUAAUGGAAAUUUAAUGAAAAUAGAAGAAUUAAUUAAUGAUAAUGCCGAAGAUUAUAAUUUCGAAGGUGUAGGAGAUGUAAAGAAAGAUUUAAUUGAAUUCAGUCUGAUAGUAGAAAAUAGUUUUGAAGAUGCCAAGAAAGGUCUUGAAGAUUAUACUGAUGAAUUCAAACAGAAUGAUCAACUUAAGCAAAAGUAUUUACAAGAAGUAUUGGAUUCUAUAACUAGAGAGGAACAACAUUUAAAAUAUAAUAAUAAAGAAUUAAAUUCCAUUAAAGAUAAAUUAUCUUUAUUAAAUCUUAAGAUUGAUGCAUCAGAUGCUGAUGAAGAUGAAUUAAUUUCUAAACGACUGGAAUUACAAAUUAUUACUGAAUCCUUAGAUGAAAAGAAAAAGUCUACAGAAGGUAAAGAUUUAGAUGUAAAAAUAUCUAGUAGCAAAGCCAAUCUUUCCAAAUUAGAGUUUGAGUUGGAAGAAAUAUCAAAGAAUAUAUCUGCCAGUAAUGAACAAGCAGAUCUUAGAUCGAGGCUUUCAUUUAUAACUGACACGAUUAAUUCAAAGCUUAAGAUUCAAAAGAAAUUAACCACUAAGCAUGGAGAUUUAUUCAAGGAACUUGUAGGAGUAGAUCUUAAUGUCAAUGAUGGAAAGGAUAAAUUCUUUGAAGUUUUCAAUAAAGUUCAAAGUGAGCUUCGUGAUCAGGAUGACAAAACCAAACAACUUGAAAAGGAAAUUGGUAAUUUAAAGGCUAAAAGGGAUGCUAUUAAUCAAUCACUUAGUUCUCAGAAUGUUCUGAUUAAUUCUCUAAAGGAAAAAAUCACUAAAGUCUUAGAAGUAGAUGAAAUUGAAUCUUAUGAUUCAAUAUUAUCAGAACUUGAGAAGAGUUAUAGUGAUGUGAUUGAAGAUGUUAAUACUGCCGAAGUUACAAAACAAUUUAAUAUAACUGCCAUACAAGUUGCAACUGAUCAUAAGCAUUGUUUAUUAUGUAAAAGAUCCUUUGAAGAACAAGGAUUAUCAAAAUUCAUCCAAGAAUUACAAAAUAGUGUAAAUCAAGAAAAGAUAAAUAAAAUUCAAGAGGAUGCUGCCGAUAUUAAAAAGGAAUUAGAAGAUAUUAGAUCUGUCAAUUCUUCUGUAUUGUCUUAUAGAUCUACCGUAAAGUCAGCAGGUGAUCUUAAAGGGGAAUUAGUAAAUGUUGAAGAAUCAAUAAAGAAUGUGGAAUUAAAGCUUAGUGAAGAAAACAAGAAAAAUAAAGAAUUACAACUGAAAUUAGAACCAUUGAAUGAUUUUAAAACAGUAAUACAAGAUAUUGAAAGAUCAAUUAAAGAGAUUUCUGAUUUAAAGACUCAAGCUUCUCAAUUAGAAAAUCAAUUAGGUGAUUUCGGAACUGAUGUUUUAUCGAUUACUGAAUUACAGAGGUUACAACUGGAAAAGAAUAGUGAUAUUAAGAAACUCAGAAUAGUAAUCAAUGAUGAUACUGAUCGUAGAAAUGAAAUUAGUAGAACUUUACAAAGAUUGGAGAGUCAAUUGAAGGAUAUUCAAUUAAAUAUAAGUAAUUUGGAAAGAAAUUUAGCAGAAGUGACAAAUUUGAAAAAGGCAGUUGAAGAAUCAAAGGCCCAACUUGAAAAGCUUCGCAUACAAGAAGAGUCAAUUACAAAGAUUUUAAAAGAGUUGGAUGAAAACAAGAUAGAAAGAAAAAAGGUUGUUGAUGAAUUCCGUAAACAAGGAGAGAUUGUUAUGAGAGAAAAGGAGUCGAUCUUAAAGGAUAGAUCAGAUCUCCGAGUAACAUUUACUUCAUUAAGUACAGCAAUCAAAGAAUUUGAAUCUAAUGACUUGGCUAAACUUCGGGAAAAUGCCAAAGAAAUCCAAGUUAUAGUUGAAGAGAGAGAUAAAUUAUCAUUAGAGAUUGAAGAAAAUCUGAAAACAAUUAGAUUACUUGAGAAAGAAGUCAGUGAAGCUUCGAGAAUUGAGCUUAAUAUUGUGGCUAACAUCGAUUACAGAGCUCAGUUAACCCAAUUAGAAAAUACCCACAAUCAAAUUAAUGUUUUAGAUUUAAACAAUGCUCAAGCACAGAAGGAAGAAUACCACGAGAAAUCUAGAAAAAUCAGACAAGAACUUAAUGAAUUAACAUCUUCUCAUGCAGGUAAAAUAGGUGAAGUAAAGCAGAUUAAAGAUCAAGCAAAGGCUUUGCAGAAAGAAUUACAAACAGAAUACAAAAAUGUCAAUGAAAACUAUCAUGAAGAGUGGGUGAAGUUACAAACUAAUAUGUUGAUUUCAAAUGAUAUUCAAACAUAUUCUAAAGUACUUGACAAUGCCAUCAUGAAAUAUCACAGUAUUAAGAUGGAAGAUAUAAAUAGAAUAUUGAAUGAGUUAUGGUCUCAGACGUAUAAGGGAACUGAUAUAUCUUCAAUUGCCAUUAAAAGUGAUGUGAAUUUACAAGCUAAAGGUAAUAGAUCUUACAAUUACAGAGUGGUAAUGUAUAAGGAUACAAAUGAACUUGAUAUGAGAGGAAGAUGUUCUGCAGGUCAAAAAGUUCUUGCAAGUAUCUUGAUUAGAUUAGCAUUAGCUGAAUGUUUUGGAGUCAAUUGUGGUAUGAUUGCAUUAGAUGAACCAACAACCAAUUUAGAUUCAGAAAAUGCUAUUUCUUUAGCAGAAGCUUUGAACCAUAUCAUUGAAUAUAGAAAAGCACAACUGAAUUUCCAGUUAAUUAUUAUUACCCAUGAUGAGAAUUUCUUAACUCAUAUAAAUGGAGGUAGAUUUACUGAUCAUUUCUAUAGAAUUCAAAGAGAUGAGAAUCAAAGUUCCCGUAUUUAUAGUCUUCCAAUAAGUAAAAUGCAAGAGAAUUAGUUUUAAUUUUAAUUAAAUAUUGUACAUAGUCUAAUAAGAAGAAUUAAGUGCAGUGGUUUCAAGAUCAAUAUGAUAGUUUGAAGUACUGAUUUGAUAAUCGUUGAUUAAUCUUUUCUUUUGUUCAGUUAGU